This is a messenger RNA of Halteromyces radiatus, 1730 nucleotides long. RefSeq lists its product as uncharacterized. Bases 123 to 1649 code for a protein of 508 amino acids. Gene Ontology annotation, cellular component: endoplasmic reticulum. Gene Ontology annotation, molecular function: protein disulfide isomerase activity. The transcript has 6 exons. Lineage: Eukaryota; Fungi; Mucoromycota; Mucoromycetes; Mucorales; Cunninghamellaceae. The record is from RefSeq and is a predicted model, not a curated record.
CUCUUUUUUCCCUUUCUAUCGUUCAUUCUUUUUUUUUUAUUUUUAUUUUGAACUUCUUUGCAGAAAGGAAAGUGUAAAAAUAAAAAAAGAAUCAGUAAAAGGGAAUUCGUACACAACACUAAAUGGUCUAUCUUGUAUUGUUACUGGUAUGCUUGCUUGCAACAAGUGCGUUGGCAUCAACUCAACUUACAGAAGCUAAUAUCAAACUUAAAACUUCUGCCGGUAACUGGUUGGUAUUUUAUUACCAUUCUACUUCAAUCUCUCAUACUUUUGAAUCGACCUGGGAGAAAUUGGCUAUGGAUUACAAUGGAUGGAUCCAACAUGGUGUUUACUUUGGCAAAGUGAAUUGCUCGACUGAAAAGUCCAUCUGUGACAAUAACAAUGAUAUCAUUAAGGUUUUUUCCAAUGGUAAUGUGAUUAGUACGAAUGGUCUUGAUGACAAUGUGACAUCAUUCCUGAAACAACAAAUUAUUUCCAAUCCUCUACGUGGUUCAGUUUCGCUUACUAAAGAUGACUUGACUAUCAUUGAAGCAUCGGGUCAUCCUUGGUUCGUCAAAUUCUAUGCUCCCUGGUGUGGUCAUUGCAAAAAUCUGGCACCUAUCUGGGAUUCUCUGGCUCAAUCUCUUGAUACCUCUAUCAUCAAUGUUGGCGAAGUCAACUGUGAAACUGAUCGAGAUCUUUGCUCAUCCCAAAAAGUAACCGGGUUACCGACGUUAAAAUUUUACAAUGGUGAAACAUCCUUUAUUUACAAAGAUGGGCGAGACUUGGAUAGUUUCCAAAAAUACUUGAUAAAAAUGACUGGUCCUACUACUCGUGCAAUUGAUCAUUCUUCAUUGGCAUCUAUCUAUGAAAAUCCUGUUUCACUGGUGUAUGCUCACAAAAAGGGUGAUGAUUUGACUACAAUUCAAUCAGUAGCGAAAAAGUAUAUGGAUUCCGUACCAUUCUAUACGACCGAUGAUAGUAAAGUAAUGAAAGCUUUAGAUAUUACAUUGGAUAAAGAUCAGGCUACAAGCAAGGCAGUAUUAAUCAAGGAUGGAGGCGCGUUGCGUCAAAUUUACUCAAAUGACAUCAAGACAGAAAAGCAUUAUAUCGAUUGGGUGGAUCAAAACAAAUAUCCUUUGGUGACAAGGAUAAACUCUGGAAAUGCCAAUGAUAUUUUAAAAGGUGAACAAUUGGUAGCGUUAAUGUUCCUCAACAGUGAUAUGGCACACGAUGGUUUCAGACAAGUAUCUCGUGAAUGGUUGGUCAAGUCCACUGAUGCUUUUCCUCGAGUGAUCUUUGCCGAACUCAAUGGUCAAGUCUGGGCAAAAUAUGUCAAACGCGUUUAUGAUAUUUCAUCCAAUGACUUACCAACCUUGGUGAUUGUGAAUCCAAAGAAUAAGACGUAUUAUAACCAAGAUCUGAAGGGUAAAAAGUUUUCAAUAGAUGAUGCUGCCUCACUGUUUGAAGCAUUACAACAUACAGAACAACUGGAAAGUCAUACUACAGAACCUCCUCGUUCAGUCUCGAUGUUUGGUAAAACCAUUCAAUUUUUAGGUGAUCAUUCGUUUGUAUUUGCUGUUGGAUUUUUAGCGUUAGUGGCUCUUUUAUUCACAAUUGCAGGUGCAAGUGGACAAGAGGAACCUAGUGUUGAAAAGAAGAAUGAUUAGAUUUAGUAUUAUUUGUAGUAUAGAUUUUUAUUUUAUUUUAUUUUGAAUGAAUAGAAUAAAGACAUUUGAUUUUUUCAUUGA